AUGGCGGGCGCCGCGUCUGCCACCGUGCCCGGCAGCACCAGCUCCCCCAUCACCGACCAGCUGGCGGCGAUUGUCGAGGACUAUGAGGAGGAUGCUCAGGUGUCCAGCCGGGACGCGCGGAUGGAGCGCAUUGCUGCACGCAUUCAGCUGGAGGAGAGGAGGCGUGCGGCAGCAGCCCCAGCAUACGCUGGCACCUCCUGCGCAGACGCUGCUGCCGCACACGGGCGGCUGGAAGAGGAGGCGCCGCCGUCCAUGCUGCUGCAGCUGGCACAAGCGGCAGCCACCGAGGGCAUGCAUGGAGCAGCGGCAGUGCCACAUUCACCACCGCCCAGGCGCUCCAGGCGUACGCCAGCAGCAGCAGCGCAGCCGCCAGCAGCAGCAGCGCAGCCGCCGGGCGCCACCAUGGUGCCGGCGGCAGCAGCGCAGCCGCCAGCAGCAGCAGCGCAGCCAGCAGCAGCAGCAGCGCAGCCGCCGGGCGCCACCAUGGUGCCGGCGGCAGCAGCGCAGCCGCCAGCAGCAGCAGCGCAGCAGCCGGGCGCCAGCCUGGUGCCGGCGGCGCAACCGCCCUUUCUGGGGGGUGACAACAAUAGCUUGAUGGAGGCGGCUGCAAAGCUUAGAAGUUUGGGGAGGCAGCUGACUAGCGGGGACGAGGCAGGCAGCAUGGUGGCAGCGGCAAGUGCGGUGCUCCAUGGUGCGGCCACCAUGUUGACCGCCCAGGCCCAGCAGCACCACCAGCUGAAGCUGGCGGUCUUGGCAGCCAUGGGUGCAACGGGGCCGCUGAUGCAGAAUGGGCGGACCAUGGCAGGCAGCCUGAAUGCCAGCCUGGAUGCCAGCGCCUCGAGGAUGCCCGCAGUGGUGGUGGACCUCGCCGGUCCCCCCCAGCACCGCGACCGCAGCAGGGGCCGCAAGCCCCGAGGCACCCGCCCCCAGACCGCCCCACAGCCCGAGCAGCCCCACCGGGAGGCGGAUCCGUUGCCGCCGCCACGGCCACCCCAGCAGGAGACGCCAGGGGCAGCCGAUGCCGCGGAGGCGGCCCCGCCGCCAGGGAAGACCCGCCGCCGCCGGGUCAGCAGGAGGAAGACAGCCGCAGCGGCUAGGGCAGCAGCCCAGGAGGCAGACGAGCGAGCCGCCGAGGCUACGGCCCGGGCGGCCGGCUUGGAGCAGCAGAACGCACACUUGCAUGCCGCGCUGACCGAGGCCCAGGCGGCCGCCUCCAAGGCCACAGCCGGCCUGGCAGCAGCCGAGGAGCAGCUGGCGGCAGUCAGCAGUGCCCCGGCCCUGUCCGGGGCCCGGGAGCGGGCCGCACCGGCAGCACGAGCAGGCGCUGAUGACUCGCCCGCCGCCCCCGCUGUGUCCGCCGCUGGCAGCACCCUGGCCAGCUCACAGCCAGGCGGCGGCAACAUGUUCUCCUAUCCCCUGGAGCCAGCCUCGCUGCUAGGGGAGGCGGGCAGCCCGCCCCAGCAGGAGGCCAGCAGCGGCGCAGCAGGCGCUAGCGGCGGCCCGGCCAGCGAGCUGCCGCCGAUGGUGGACAACCCGCUCGCGACCCAGUCCCCCCUGCCAGCGGCCCCCCCCUUCCGCCACCGCUCCCCGGCUCAAGAGCGCCGCGAGGGGUGGCCAGUCAGCCGCGUCAUCGCCCACCACGUCGAGGACGGGGAGCUGCACAUCUGCCUAGAGUGGGACCUCCAGUGGGUGAAGGCCGACCGCGCCGAGAUCGGCCUGAUCCCUGAGCUCCUGCUGGCCUACCAGGCGGCCAGCGGCUGUGACAUGAGCGAAUGGAUCGCCCAUUUUGGUGGACCGGCGGCGGCGCCCCUGCAGCAGCAGCAGCAGCAACAGCAGCCUGCAGCCCCCCCACGCCAGAGUCCAGCCGAGGCGCGCGUCGCAGCCGUCAUGCUGCGCCCCCAGGUGCAGCAGCACAUUGCGGCGCAGCCCCUGGCACUCAGCAACUGCCAGGGCUAUGCCGCCAACGCGGUGGUGGAGCUGCAGGUGCGCUUCCCGGCCCUGAGCGCCAUGCUCCUCACCGAACUACACAAGACCAAGCACCCCCGAGCGGACGGCUUCACCACCUUCGCAGCGCCGCGGCCUGGCAGCGACGCAGGCGGCGUGGCAGUCCUCAUCCGCAGCCAGCUGGCGCCGCAGCUGUGGCGGCAGCGGCCCGGCGAGGGGGUGCUGUGGGUGCGGCUGCCCGUUGCACUCCCUGACGGCGCUGACCUCUUCCUGGCUGUGUGCUACAACCCGCCCUACCAGCGGGGUGGCCGCAGCAAGGAAGAGGCAGAGGAGGAGGAGGCGGGCUGGUGGGAGCGGUUGGCGCACGACUGGGUGGCAGCGGCGCGGCUUGGGGUCCCCGUGGUUGCCGGCGACUUCAAUGCCCGCACCAAGUCCUGCCCUGACUUCCCCCCCUCCCAGCCCACCCCCGCCCGCAGCAGCUGUGACCCCGACAAGAACCAACGCGGGCGCCGCCUAUUGGCCUGGUGCCAGGAGGUCGGCGCCCGCAUCUGCAAUGGUCGCGUUCCUGGGGAUGAGCGCGGCGCCCCCACCAGUUGGGGCGUCCACGGCACCGGCAGGUCAGUUGUCGACUACUUCAUGGUCCCAGCUGGCCAGCUCCCCUGGGUGCGCCGGCUGGUGGUGGAUGAGCGCAGCGUGGUGGGCGACCAUGCUACGCUGGUGCUGAGCAUGGCCGGCGCCCCCCAGCCGACCCACCAGUCUGAGCCCGAGACUGACCCCUGCUUCUUCCGCUUCUGCCGCCCCUCCGACUGCGAUCGAGUGGCGGCGGCUGUGGACUACCUGGCGGCCUCCCCUGA
This is a messenger RNA of Chlorella variabilis, 2798 nucleotides long. RefSeq lists its product as hypothetical. NCBI's taxonomy places the organism in Eukaryota, Viridiplantae, Chlorophyta, Trebouxiophyceae, Chlorellales, Chlorellaceae. The record is from RefSeq and is a predicted model, not a curated record. The annotation marks the transcript as partial. Gene Ontology annotation, molecular function: catalytic activity. The transcript is spliced from 5 exons.